GGUUCACAGUUAAGAUGGAUGUUCACGGUGCCGGAGUGGUGGCCGUUCUAGGCACAGUUGGAGCCGCUACCGGAGCAAUCUCGGCGAUGAUUGUUUAUACUAUUUGUGCACGUCGUCGACGACUUACUUCGGUCGGAGGACCACUUAACUGGUUCGAAAAAGAUUUGUUGGACAGAGCUGAAGAGGCAGCUAGAUCAUCGAAGGAUGUUUUGGUUGGUGUUGCUCUUUCGCGGGAUAAUAAAAUUACCAGACUUAAUGAUAGUCACUCGGAUGAUGAUGAAUGGCAAUCUGAUCAUGUAUUUGAUAGCAUUGCCAGUGAUUCUCCCAGAAGAGUUAUACAGCAUCUCUCGGAAUCGGAUGAUAUUCCUCCAUCUCCAAUGAGUCCGCUUGCGCCGCCAAUUCCGGAAGGUACAGUGAUCGCGUCUGAAAAGCGUAUGAUAAUCGUCAGACCAUUGACGCGAAGUAUAAACGGGUCCUAUUCCAGAUUAAAUAGUACUGAGAUUGAAUCGGCUCCACGACAAAAGCUUUCGUCCUCUUCUUCGACUUCUUUGUCCGACGAAAUUAGAGGUGAAUUAAAAUUAGGAUUGAUAUAUGACACCAAUGCUGGAAUACUUACUGUGAGACUUAUCGAGGCACACGAUCUUCGUGCUCGGGAAUUAAGUGGUAUUGCGGAUCCUUAUGCCAAAAUACGUUUAUUACCUGAUCGUAAUAACGUAUGGCAAACUACAAUACACAGACGUACUUUAAAUCCCGUAUUCGAUGAAGACUUUGUUUUUGAAGUAACGCCUGCAUCAUCACUGGCUGAAAGAACAUUAGAAAUCCUGCUCUAUGACUUUGACGCAUUUACAAGACAUCGUGGUCUGGGUUACGUACAACUUCCUCUUUCUUCCAUACCGGAUCUCGAUAUAAAUUUGAUUACUAUUGUGAAACCAAUUCUACGAUAUGGGGCAGAAGGUGGAUUUAAAGCACCGCCGGGUGAACUUAUGGUCUCCAUUUCAUAUCAAUUAUCUAUAGAAAAACUGACAGUCAUUAUUGUCAGAGCAAGAAAUUUACCCAUUCUCGACGAUCCCGCAAAUGCUAAUCCGUAUGUAAAGGUGUCACUUAUUCAAGACGGUAAAAGUCUUAAAAAGAAGAAAUCGAGUAUACAACGUGAAGCUACUAGUCCCGUAUGGAAUGAUAUUCUUAGCUUUGAUGUUAGUAGCGAUAUUUUACCCAAGUGUGUCUUACAA
This is a messenger RNA of Pogonomyrmex barbatus (red harvester ant), 1229 nucleotides long. RefSeq names its product synaptotagmin-5-like. The record is from RefSeq and is a predicted model, not a curated record. Gene Ontology annotation, cellular component: axon; exocytic vesicle; dense core granule. Gene Ontology annotation, biological process: calcium ion-regulated exocytosis of neurotransmitter; synaptic vesicle endocytosis. Gene Ontology annotation, molecular function: calcium-dependent phospholipid binding; clathrin binding; SNARE binding. Lineage: Eukaryota; Metazoa; Arthropoda; Insecta; Hymenoptera; Formicidae.